AAAAAAAAAGUAUAACAAGAAGAGACAUGGGGCGUCUCGUAAACGGAGCUGGUCUCUUGGUUUUGUUGUGUUUCCAUGUCUUUGUGGUGAGUAAUGUGGCUGCGAGAGAGGGUGGGAUGAGCUUUGGCAAAGAUGAAGAGGAGAAGACUUUCAUAGGAGGUGGAAAGGGCUAUGGAGGAGGUUUUGGUAAAGCUGGCGGGAUAGGCAAAGGUGGAGGCAUUCUUGGCGGCGGCAUUGGUAAAGGCGGAGGCUUCGGUGGUGGAAUAGGAAAAGGCGGUGGCUUUGGAGGAGGCUUCGGUGGAGGAAUAGGCAAAGGCUUUGGCUUUGAAAAAGGUGGUGGCUUCGGCAAAGGAAUAGGCAAAGGCUUUGGCGGUGGAAAGAUUGGACACAACUGAGAUAAACAAGAAGAAACUUGUAGUUGCUUUGCAUGAGCGACUUUGGGAAUAAAAUAACUUAGUUUGUUUUAUCAGCUUUUAGACUAUCUAUCUAUCGAUGUUUUCAUUUUCAUCAUGAAUUUUAUUCCCUCACAAAAGAAUAUAAUA
Messenger RNA from Brassica oleracea var. oleracea, 542 nucleotides. RefSeq names its product glycine-rich cell wall structural protein. The transcript is spliced from 2 exons. Bases 27 to 395 code for a protein of 122 amino acids. Lineage: Eukaryota; Viridiplantae; Streptophyta; Magnoliopsida; Brassicales; Brassicaceae. The record is from RefSeq and is a predicted model, not a curated record.